Molecule: messenger RNA, 1178 nt
Organism: Clarias gariepinus (North African catfish)
Lineage: Eukaryota; Metazoa; Chordata; Actinopteri; Siluriformes; Clariidae
Product: glycine N-acyltransferase-like
Exons: 5
Coding region: 158-967 (269 amino acids)
Cellular component (GO): mitochondrion
Molecular function (GO): glycine N-acyltransferase activity
Source: RefSeq, a predicted model, not a curated record
GAGGCAUAGGGCACGAGGCAGGGUACACCCUGGACAGGGUGCCAAUCCAUUGCAGUGCACACACAUACACAGACUCAUUCACACACUACGGGCAAUUUGGAAACGCCAAUUAGGAAACCGGAGUACCCAGAGGAAUCCCAUCAAGCACGGGGAGAACAUGCAAACUCCAUGCACACAGAGACGAGAAUCGAGCCUGGCCGAGAAUCCUAAAGUAUAUGGAUAUGUUUUUAUAAUUAACCGAGUAGAAGCUCGCCCCGUGAAUGUGCUGGUGGACCAGUGGCCGGAUUUUAACAUGCUGCUCAUCAGACCACAACGCCAGGAGAAGGCAGACCAUUUCAAAGACAUGUGCAUUUUUACCAAGGACGAAACUUCUCUCAUCAGCAUACUGAUUAGGAUGGACAUUUUUGACUGGAAGCAGUUUCUUAGCCUAAGUGGUGACCUGUGCCAUAAGGAGAUGAUGAACAGUGUGGCUUUGAACAGAGGGGUGCCAGAUAUAAAAAAUUACGAGUACCACCUGUUGACACUGCAAGAUGCAUCUAACCUUAAAAGUGAAAGGGUAUCCUUACAAGUGUCCUCUCUCAAUGAGUCUCAUAUUGCUCUGGUCAAUAGCAUGUGGAAGUUUGGCAUGGGCCAAUUCAGUGAAAGCUUCAUCAGGGACACUAUUAUGAAUUUCCCAUCGUGUUGUGUGCUGGACUCAGAGGGUCAGCCAGUAUUAUGGAUAUUGAUUGAUGCUUCUUGUGCAAUAGUCAUGCUAUACACACUGCCGGAGCACAGACGGAAAGGUUAUGCAAAAGCUCUGGUCACGAUAUUUGCAAAGAAAUUACAUUCAGAGGGUUAUCCAGUGUACUGCUGCAUUGAGGAAGAGAACAAAGCAUCCUACAGGCUCUUUACCAGUUUAGGCUUCACUGCAGACCCAUCUUAUAGGGUUAAUUGGGUUGUAUGUAAUCAGGCUAGUAUUGGUGCAUGAUGAAUUUGGGACACAUAUACAAAACGUAUGACCUACAUAGGCCUGUCCCAUGUAAAAAGUAUUUUGGAUUAAUUAAUUCAGAUUAAUUUAUUGACUAAUUCAUGAUUUGUUGGAUGAUCUCACAUUAAUACCACAUUUGUCCCAAGCAAUGCUAAAAGAUUGUUUAAGAAAGGUCCCUGUUGAUAUGUGCUGGUUGUCUAGAAACCAGCAC